AUGAACAUUUCCGAACUCCGACAAACAUUCUCUUUCAUUAUUUCUCUGAAGCAGUUGGAGCUUAGAAGAAGGUUUACUGCAGGAGCUACAAACUGCCGCAUCUGAGAUACACUCGCUCAAAAGUUCGGCGUCCUGCAGUUUGUAUCCAGAAUCAACGUCUACACUGGACAGGGGUCCUAGAUCGAUUUGUCGCGCUUGUUGACGAGUGAAAGCAUGUUCGUUGUUCUCAAAUUUUUCAAACGAGCUGUUUAGCAACUAUUUAUUUUGCUGAUAUUAUUAUUAUUAUUAUUAUUUUUAUAAUAAUAUACAUAAAGAUAUCACUCGACUGUGAUUGGUUGAUUUCAGUGCAGUUAAUCCCAAACAGCUGUGCAAUUUUCUGUAAUCACAGUGCAAUUUUCUGUAAUCACAGUGCAAUUUUUUGUAAUCACAGUGCAAUUUUCUGUAAUCACAGUGCAAAAAUCUGUAGCAAACUGAUCUGAUUGGUGGCAAAACAUUGUAAUGAUUAAAUCAACUAAUCAGUUUAAAGCAGUUUAGUUUUAAAGAAGUAACGAUCACAGAUUGCUUCAAAACAAAACAAACAUGGCGCCGCGCUACACAAAGUAAAAGUUGCCUUCGCGUGGAAAAUAUGGCUUUUAUCUUUAUUUUUAAAUGGAAAAGCAUUUACCUUAAACAAGACUAACAAAAAAUACUCAGUUGAGUGGAAUUUUCAAGCUGUUAGCGUUGUAUAAUGUGAUAAAACAAAGCCAGGAAAUCUUUGCCAGUGGAAUGUUCGCUAUAAACGCGUAAGUUAAAACUACAAUUGUCUCGAACAUUUUUAUGUAAAUUAUUAAUAAGUAAUAGCAUGGUUUCUCGUGAAAUUUGGAUAAACAUACACUCGUGAGUUUUUCAGAGACCUCAAAUAGCACUCGCCCUUCGGACUCGUGCUAUUUUGAGGUCUUUGAAAAACUCACUCGUGCAUGUUAUAUCCAAAUUGCACUCGAAACCAUGCUAUUACCUAUACUUAUUAUUAUUAUUAUUAUUAUUAUUAUUAUUAUUAUUAUUAUUAUUAUUAUUAUUAUUAUUAUUAUUAGAUGAAAACCAGAGAAGGCGCAACACGAUUUCACAACAUGAAUUUAACAAUUUUUAAACACCAUUAGUCAAAAUGCAAAUUUGGAGGUAAACAGCAAUCUGGAUUUGCAUACAGACAAUGAUAUUGUCCAAAACAGUCACGAACGGCAAGAAACCGAAGCUGUAGGGGGCUUUGAAGUGACUAGUAACUGUCCUGGUGAACCACACGCCGGCAUACAUGAAGCAGGACGUCUACCCGACUAUGUUGCUGUUGAUAUACCAUCGAUUACCAUCUGGGGACGAAGAGCGGACGGCUCAAUAAUUACGGUCAACUCGUCAACCAUAAUUAAUGCAUACGAUGAAAUUACGCGAUGGCGUAAAAAUACUUUCCUCGUCCCUUAUGGCAAAGUUGGGCGAGACUUUAUCGACCAGCUAACACAACAUAUAAACGAUUGGAACAACGCAUCGCAAACACAACACAUGGCGCUGAAAGCUGCAAUUGUUCUCUUGGCAACGGCACUGCAAAAGCCAAGCGUAAAAUCGAAGGCAAAAGAUCACAAAGAGUGCUUGGAAAAACGACUAGCGCUAUGGAAAGGAGAAGUCGAGAGCUUACUUCGUGAAGGCCGGUCCAUUCAAAAGCGUCUAGCAAAGGCUAAAAGGACGGAGCCUCCAAAUAAAGCAAAGAUAUUCGCCAAGUUGGUCAUGGAAGGUCAGAUCAAUUCUGCUUUGAGAUAUCUCAGUGAGGCUGAUUGUGAUGGAGUGCUGCCUUUGACUGACGACGUGAUGAGACUGCUUCAGGAGAAACACCCUGAGGCACAAGAGGCCAAACUUGGCUCGUUACUCUUCGGGCCAUUUGACGAAGUGCACGAUUCGUUAUAUCAGCAGAUUGAUGGCGAAAUUAUACGCGAGACAGCAAUGCGAACCAAGGGGUCCGGCGGCCCUUCAGGAGUGGAUGCAAAUGGAUUCAAGCGUAUUCUCGCAUGUAAAUCGUUUAAGAAAUCAGGCGUAAACUUGUGUGAGGAAGUAGCAACAAUGACCCGGCGGCUAUGUACGGAAUACAUUGACACGAGAACUAUCGAGCCUAUAUUAGCCAACAGGCUUAUACCUCUUGACAAAGGCGAGGGCGCGGUUCGUCCAAUUGGCGUCGGGGAAGUUAUCAGGAGGAUUAUCGGGAAAUGUGUUAUGAAAGUGAUUAAGCCCGACGUGAUUGAUGCCAGUGGAUCGCUACAGUUGUGCGUAGGUCUUAAGAGCGGAAGUGAGGCAGCCGUUCAUGCGAUGCACUCCAUAUUUGAAGCAGAUGAGACAGAUGCCGUACUUCUGAUUGAUGCCUCAAACACAUUUCACGCACUCAAUCGAGCGGCUGCACUCCACAACAUAACAGUUCUGUGUCCAUCUAUGUCAACCUACGCAAUUAACACCUUUCGCGAACCAGCUAGACUAUUUAUAUCUGGUGGAGGAGAGCUCAAGUCCACCGAGGGUACCACACAAGGGGAUCCCCAGGCCAUGGGGAUGUAUGCCAUCAGUCUUCAACCCCUGAUCACCGGAUUGAAUGUGUCAAGCAAUGUUAAGCAAUGUUGGUUUGCUGACGACGCGAGUGGUGCGGGAUUUCUGAAAGAUAUCAAGCGAUGGUGGGAACACCUGAAUGAAGCUGGCCCUAAUUUAGGAAACUUCCAAAUGCUAAGAAAUGCUGGCUGAUCAUAAAGCCUGGAAAGGAGAAAGUGCUCAUGCUAUUUUGAUGGGACAGCGAUCAAUAUCUUUGCGCAGGGGCAAAAGCAUUUGGGCGCAGCCUUGGAUUCUAUGGUUUUCCUGGAAGAAUACGUCAACGGCAAGGUAGAGGACUGGGUUAGCCAAAUCGUCAAGCUAGCUGAAUUCGCAGCGUCACACCCUCAAGCUUUCACCUUUGGCCUUCGCCAUCGAUGGACGUAUUUUCUUAGAACACUUCCAGAUAUAGAAGAUUUACUGGAGCCCUUGGAGCGUGCUAUUGCUGAUGUCCUGAUACCAUCAAUUACAGAUCAUCACUGUACAAAGAGUGAAAGGGAUCUCCUAGCACUCCCAGUACGAAUGAGCUGUCUUGGCCUUAUAAAUCCUAGACAGGAUGCAGCACUGCAGUACGAAACGUCGAUAAAGAAAAUUAUUGCACAAGCCUACGAAAUUCCAGAUGACUCUGUUAUUCACAUACUGCAGCAGAAUGCGCGAAAUGAAAAGAACGAUGUACUUCAGGCUAAACGGGAUGGUAUUAAGAACUCUCUACCCCCGAAAACACGGCGUGCUUUUUUUUUAAUUGCUUUAAUGAAAACUAUGAAAUUAGAAACUAACUAUGUGCUAUGGAACUAGCAACUGAAAAAGGUGCAUCCAACUGGCUAACAGUUAUCCCCAUUAAGGAAAUGGACUACAAUCUGAACAAGGGUGAGUUUCGAGACGCAGUAAAUCUGAGAUAUGAGUGGAAAAUUGCUGAUAAGCCAUCAUUAUGCGUGUGUGGAGAUACUUUCAAUAUUGAUGACGCAAUGAUCUGCAAGCGAGGUGGGUUCAUCAUACAGCGCCACAACGAGCUGCGGGAUCUUGAGGCUGAUAUGCUUAACAUCGUCUGUAAUGAUGUCGAGGUUGAACCCGUUCUUCAAGAGUUAACUGGCGAGGUUUUACCAAGAGGAGCAAAUACAGCAUCCGACGCUCGCCUAGAUAUCCACGCUCGAGGGUUUUGGGAGAAACAAAGGUCCGCGUUCUUUGACGUUAGGGUUUGUCACCCCAACGCGGAAUCCUAGAAAGACCUCAGCCCUCAACAGAUAUAGAGGCAACAUGAAAACGAGAAGAAGAUGAUGUAUGCCCAAAGAGUGAUGGAGAUAGAACACGGAACUUUUACACCAUUAGUAUUUACAACGACCGGAGGCAUGAGUGAAGAGUGCAAGAGGUAUCAUAGCAGAUUGGCCGAGCUCAUAGCAGCGAAGAAAGGCGAAGACUACUCUACGACUAUGUCCUGGAUACGAGCCAAGGUCUCCUUUGCCAUCUUGCGGUCAGCUCUACUUUGUCUCAGAGGGACUAGAGCACCCAGGAGGAUAACAACGAACGUUCAAGAAACGGACUUCGAAGUAGACAAUUCUCGUGCCAAAAUUUAGGCUUAGACUUUUACCAUAAAUUAACUGCUUACUAUAACAUAUACUAUACAUACUACAACAAUUUAGAUUUUAUAAAUUAUUAUUAUAAUUAUUGUUAUUAUUAUUAUUAUUAUUAUUAUCAUCUUAGUUUUAUACCUGUAAUAUAGUUUUAUCAAUAAUUAAUAGUAUUAUUAUUAUUAUUAUUAUUAUUAUUAUUAUUAUUAUUAUUAUUAUUAUUAUUUCCGUUCUGGACACGAAAACAAACUCCUAAACCAAUUAACCAGUCAAGGAUCCUUUUUCUGUAGCGUCACGAAGUUCGCUUUACCUCAACUUAACAAGGUUUGGUCCAUCGCCCAAUCAAAGCUCCCGAAAAACAUUUACAACUUUACCAUUCGUUACAUUAACAACUCUCUUCCGACGCGCAAAAACCUAAACAGAUGGGCAAUAUCCUCAAAUUCAGACUGUUCUUUUUGUCUCUGCCCUGAAACAUUACUAAACAUAGUAGCUGGAUGUCAGUUUUAUCUCGACCGAUUUACGUGGAGACACAAUUCAGUCCUGAACUUUCUUGCUCAUACUUUACAAACUGUUUACGGUUCUACUCUCUACGCUGAUCUAAAUGGAUUCAAAAGCCCUUCAAUACUUACUGGUGAUACGUAUCGCCCAGAUUUGUUAUUAUCGUGCUCAAAUGGUUCCUUAUAUGUGGUUGAACUCACCACUGGUUAUGAGACAAACCUCAAAAACAACGUAAAACGGAAGAAGGAUAAAUAUAGAGAAUUAUUGAGACAGCUAGGUAAAAAUUUUAACCAAGUUAAAUUUAUAAAUCUCUCCAUCAGCUCUUUAGGUAUUUUUGCAGAAGAAUGUUAUAAAUUUUUAGACAUGUUAGAUAGUAUUGGUCUUGACAAAAACCACCAAAUGUACUGCGUUAGGAAAAUGACGACUAUUGCUAUUAGAACUACAUAUUACAUUUUUUGCUGCCAAAAUAAGGAAUGGGAAAAUCCGGAUUUACUAACAAUUUUACUUAUCUCAUUGUAUAUACAUAUAUAUUGCAUGCACUUUGUUCUGUUAUUUUAGCAUAAUUGUGAUUCAAAUAGCCAACCGUAAGUUACCUUUAUGA
Messenger RNA from Paramuricea clavata, 5250 nucleotides. The record is from the annotation of a GenBank genome assembly. Lineage: Eukaryota; Metazoa; Cnidaria; Anthozoa; Malacalcyonacea; Plexauridae.